UUGAGAGCAGAAUGCGUUUACAGUAUCCCACAUAAAGGCUCUUAUUUUACUGUACACGAUUAUACAUAUAUUAAACACAUUUGUAAUAGCGUCAAAUAGUUUGAUGGACGACUCAUGACUUUGAAGGGGCAUAGGAAUGGAGAAUCGUUGUUACUCGUGCACAUCAAAGUUCAGUCUCUUCAAAAAGGAGCUGGGCUGUAAAAACUGCGGCCGCUCCUUAUGCUCCAGCUGUUUGACUCUCAGCGCUGUGGUGCCUCGCUGUGGCAACACUCUACAAAAAGUGUGCAAACAGUGCCACACCGCUCUGACAGGUACCGGGAAUACACCAGUCAACAACAGCAACAAUAGAUGGUCUCCGCCUGAAAAUUAUAGAAAGCGUGUUGCUGCAUUAGAAGCUAAACAACAAGGUCAAUCAUCACAGGCUCCAGGAGGCAGUAUAAAUGCCAAACCUGCCAUACCUAUACCUAAAGGUCUCAGUAAAGAAGAUCAGGCCAUUGCUGAGAGACUACACAAACUAAAAGAGGAUACAACUCAAAAAUCCCUCCCAUCUGAUAAAGAGCUUGAGUCUCGCCUUUCUGCUUUGAAAGCUCCAAGCAAACCAGUUCCUUCUGCCAAAGAAAUGGAGGACCGCUUGGCAGCUCUACAGGGCUUGUCUCCCCCAUCUCAAGCUCCUCCACCUGUGCAUAAGCCUCCAGACAACAGGACACAGACUGAACAAGCCAAUGAUCUGAUUACUCAAAUGACAGAGGAAGUUGCCAUUGACAACACACUAACAGACCCUGAAAGCAGUGUAAAUUUGGAAUCUAUGAAUGAUUUAAACAAAGUUGAAGCGAGAGCCUUGGAAGAUAAUCUUGAAGAAAAUAAUGAGAACUCAAAGCAAUUAGAGGCUGAGAAGACCCGUGUGCUGGAGGAGGCCAUGCAGGAGCUAAAGAAAGAGAAGCACACCCAGGACGAGAUACUGCAGAUGGCAAAAAGAUUAGCACAGUUGAAAGGACAGGACCCAGACAAAGUUACCAGGGAGGACUUUCAAUGCCCUGACAGUGAUGAAGAGACUGAGGAGGAAGCUGUUAUGAGGGUGCUAAAGCAGCUUUCAGAAGAGGCUGCAUUAGAUGAGGCCAGUGGCUACAAUAUACCCCCAGAAAUGAGCGGGCCCAGAAACACAGAAAAGAAAGCUGUCUCUAAAAAGGCACCAGCAGCUAAAGGUAAAAAUAGAACAACAGCCAUUUCUUAUCAGCAAUCAGACAGUGAUGACGAAGAGCUCCCAUGGUGCUGCAUCUGUAACCAAGAUGCUACUCUUCGGUGUCACACCUGUGAUGGAGACCUAUACUGCAACCGCUGCUUCAGGGAAGGCCAUGAUAAAUAUGAAAGGAUGGAACACCGCACUUCCAACUACACUGCACCAAAGAAGAAGAGAAAGACAUGAUACAGGGCUUUUUUGUCGGGUUAGUCAUUGUUAGACUCAAGUGCCCUAAUAAUUGUUAUUGGAGUAAAUUCCAGUGCCGCUGUGCUUUUAGUUGGACUCUUUGACACAAAUAUUUCAACAUCCUUAUAAUACAUAGAUAAUGUAUGUCACAUUAUAAAGAAAAUAUUAGAUCAGUAGUUCAGCAUAUAACUCAAAAACUGUAAAUGAUAAAAAUGUUAUUUUGUAUCUGCAGUAUAAGUAACUCAAGCUACUCAAACUCCAGUUAGUGUUAACAAUAAGCAGCAAGAUUGCCUGGCAUACAGCACCGAAGUUCAAAUAUCUUGACGUUUUUUGUGCGUCCUAUUUACAGAUAGCAACAAAAGCUUAUCAAAGACACACUUUGCACUUGUCACCACCAGAGGACUAUUUUUAGAUUAUAAACAGUGCUCUGGUAAGACGUAUCCUCAUCCGACUGUCAUGACUGAAGGUGUCAGGUAUUUGUCAUCUAUAUUUGUCCCAGAGUUUGAUGUGCUCGUUCACUUUUUAUCUUAGUGUACAAUAAAAUUUUGACUAAAUUUAAGUUUUUCCAAAGUAUAAAUGGGCCUUAUCUCAGUGAAAUUUUAAUGUACAAAGUACAGUAAUGGAAGCACAAAAGACAUAGCAUGUGUGAGGUAGUGAAGGCCAUACUGCGGUUUGAUCUGAGCAUUACCGUCUAGCUAACUGAGGAGAAACCCUAAUUACCGGCAUCUCUAGGGGGCCUGCUCCAUUAUGGCGUGUAUAGAGGCCGUUACUGCGUGUUUGCCUUUUUGGUCAUGUCGUACACAAUUACAGACAGGAAAUGGAUGAGGCUAAUGGAUGCAUAGUUAAUGGACUUUGCUGCUGUAGUUUUCUCUGUGUUUAUUCCUAGCCUUGACUUGCUGCUUGCCACUCACUUUCUAAAAUGUGCUGAUUGUCUUUCCAUUGUGUCUACUGCAUAAUGUCAGAUCUUACAACAAUGUACUAGCUUUAGAGCAAUAACUGCAAGCAUUUCUGGUAGCAGUGUUAUUAUAAACAAGAAUAAACUAGAAUAUAGAAUAAUCAGAUGCUCUUGUUUAUAUUUAUUUGUUCUGUAUCAAUAAAUUAGAUGGUACUAUGAUGUCA
Boleophthalmus pectinirostris (great blue-spotted mudskipper) is the source of this 2542-nucleotide messenger RNA. It is a transcript of the gene zfyve19, whose product is annotated as zinc finger, FYVE domain containing 19. Gene Ontology annotation, molecular function: phosphatidylinositol-3-phosphate binding; metal ion binding. Lineage: Eukaryota; Metazoa; Chordata; Actinopteri; Gobiiformes; Gobiidae. Gene Ontology annotation, cellular component: midbody; cleavage furrow; centrosome. The coding region runs from base 137 to 1423 and encodes 428 amino acids. The transcript is spliced from 11 exons. Gene Ontology annotation, biological process: abscission; mitotic cytokinesis checkpoint signaling. The record is from RefSeq and is a predicted model, not a curated record.